AUGUCGCAUCCUGAGAGGAACCAGUUGAUUCUAGACAUGCAUUUCACCGUUGAAAUUGCACGUUUUGCUGGUUACCCAUCUAGACAUGUGCAUCAGAUAGCCUCGGCCAUAAUUGCUCGUGCAAUCAGGACAUUCUCUGCUAGAGGCAUUGACCCUCAAAGUGCUCUCCCUGAGGAUGAAUGGUUUGUUGAAACUGCAAAGGCUGCAAUUAACAAGCUUAUGUUGGGAGCAUCUGGAUCAGAUACAUCAGAAAUUGAUGAAGACCACAUCACUAUGAAUCAUGAUGUCAUCUCAGAUUCUGAUGAAUCUCCCUCUUCUCUCUCAACUGUAGAUUCUGUCGAGUCUUUUGCCUCUGCAGAAAUGGGUGAUUUAGAAAGCCCCGUGUAUAGUGAUACUGAGGCCUAA
This is a messenger RNA of Ilex paraguariensis (yerba mate), 405 nucleotides long. The record is from the annotation of a GenBank genome assembly. NCBI's taxonomy places the organism in Eukaryota, Viridiplantae, Streptophyta, Magnoliopsida, Aquifoliales, Aquifoliaceae.